AUGACGAGCAGUGCAUCUGAUGAUGCAGAGCAUUUAAGAUGCCUAAUUUACUUAGAAGAAGUAGAGCAUGUUCGAUUAAUCAAACAGAUUGAAAAUUACCAAGAGCUGCUCAAUAUGCUUCACGCUUGCACCCUUGGAUGCAUACCUUCAGAUGUGAGUGAGAUGGUUGACAAUAUCGAGCACGAAAUAUCUAGGAGACAGAAAUUGGAGCUGGAAUUUUGUGACGCCUUUUCAAUCGCUUUAAAGAAAAAGAAGGUCGAGGUGUACUUAAACCAAAGAAAACAAUUGAAGCAGAGAAGCAGAAAUGGCGAACUAGAAAUGAACCAAGUAAUGAGAGAGUUACGCAAGGUAACUUGUGGGCUUCUUAAGAGGUUGACGACAUUAAAGAAUUGGAGACUAAAGGAAGUUUUGAGGGCGGAAGAAGAAGAAGAAGAGCAAGAAUCGUAUGAUGAAAGUGAUGCUGAUAGUGGAGAAGAACAAGUGUACAGCGGGAAAGAAAACUUCGAUCCUAUAUUCGAGAGAAGAGCCCUUGAGCCUAGAUGGAAGGAAUCUCCUGAUAAAACUAUUUCUAAAAAGCAGGGUAAAAAAAUGGGGCCUAAAAAGUGUUCAAAAUGGAGGGGAAACAAACAAAAGAACACAGUUUUGGUUGAGAAGAGAGCAAGGCAUGAUUGA
Molecule: messenger RNA, 672 nt
Organism: Clavispora lusitaniae ATCC 42720
Lineage: Eukaryota; Fungi; Ascomycota; Pichiomycetes; Serinales; Metschnikowiaceae
Source: RefSeq, a predicted model, not a curated record